AUGGCGGUAGUAGCUGUUAAGGUGUUAAACCUUCAACAAGAAGGAGCUUCCAGGAGUUUCAUUGAUGAAUGCAAAACUUUAAGAAGUAUAAGGCACUGCAAUCUUCUCAAGAUCAUUACUGCAUGCUGUAUUUUUCAGUUAAAAACUAAGUUGCAAAACAUUACGAAGGGAACAUAUUCAGUUUCAACAUAUUUGCAACGAAUUAAAGAUGUGAGGGAUCAUCUUUCUGCAGCUGGUGUAACAUUUGGAGAUGAUGAUAUUGUGAAAUUGGCACUGAAAGGUUUGCCUUCUGAAUAUAAUACCUUCAGGACAGUUAUAAGAGGCAAGGAAAAUGUGAUCACUCUUAAGGAGUUUCGAUCCCAAUUGUUAGCUGAGGAAGCAACUACUAAGCAACAUUCAGUUUCUGAGUCUUUUGUUACUGCAAUGGUUGCACAAGAAACAUCAGGCAAAGGCAAAGCUCUUAUGUUAGGAGAAGAGCCUUCCAGUGGUUCCUCACAGUCACAGGCUUAUAGUGGUGGUUCAACUAAUGGUGGCUACAAUAAUCAUUCCUCUAACUACAAUGGAGACUAUAUUUCGAAUGGUUUUCAAGGAAGAGUUCAAUGUUAUCACAGGGGAAACUUCACUUAUCAAGGCAGAUCACCAUCUUCCAAUCUCUCUGCAAUGCACAUUGCAUUUUCUCUUUCUGCACCACAAGAACAAUUCUGGGUUGUUGAUACUAGGGCUACUUCUCAUAUAACCUCGGAUCUCUCCAAUCUUAAUCUAGCAACACCAUUUUCUCGCAAUGAUACAGUAACAACUACAAGUGGCUCAGAUACUACACAGUCCCCAAUCCCUGUUGAUCUUAAUUUUCAACUUGAAAAUCUGUCAGUUGUCCUUCUCAUACCCUCGGUGAGUUUGCACCCUAUGCAAACUCGAUCUAAAAGUAGCAUAUCCAAGAAGAAGGUGUUCUCAGCUACAGUUAAGUCAUCUACACAAGUUUGA
This is a messenger RNA of Malus domestica (apple), 981 nucleotides long. The record is from RefSeq and is a predicted model, not a curated record. Lineage: Eukaryota; Viridiplantae; Streptophyta; Magnoliopsida; Rosales; Rosaceae.